CGUCCCCCUCUUUCCCGAUACUUGAAAGAAUACAACUCGGAUUGUUGUGAAAUUGCUUCUACAUACUCGUACUGUUACAUAUAUCCGAGAUGCUGUUUUGUUUGAUAUAACCCAGCAGAUCUUUAUCUAUCAUUGCCCCUCCUCCCGCCGCCAUCAUGGCCCAUCCGACCGAAGAUCUUCCCUCCCAUGCCUCUCCGAUGAUCUCCCCGGUCCCACGACCUUCGGCUGGUUAUUUGAGUAACUGGUCAGAACUUCAGGAAGAUGGACCUGGGACUCCGGGCCUCCCAAAUAAUCUGUUAUCGCCCGCCUUCACUCCACCCGCAACACCGGGCGCUGCGACACCGUCUCGCCAUCUCCACGCCGAACCUAAAUCGACCCCAGUCGAUACGUCGCUCGACGAGCCUUCUACCAAACAGCCACGGUUGGUAGAGAGAUUACCGAACGUGGAGUGCUUGGUGCGGGCCAGGAUACCGACAACUUCUGGUGCGGAAAUGUUCCUACACUUGUAUCAGAACGAUUCAGACAAUAAAGAGCAUUUGGCGAUCGUUUUUGGCAACAACAUUCGCAGUCGCAGCUUGGACGCCGAAAGGCCUGGGGAAACGGAGAUGGACCGUAUGAUCAGAGGGGCCUACGUUGGGAGACUUCGACCAGGACGUACGAGUUCGAGAAUUGACCCGGAACCGAAGAAGCGCCCACUCGGAAAGCGUACAAGAAGUGGUUCUGCAUUGAAGAACGUCACCACGGUUCCCGAGGAAGCUGCCGUGUCAGAAGAAGAAGAAGGAGAAACAGAGCAGCCCACUGCUGCUGCUCCCGUACAGUCACCUGUGAGCACGCAGGACCUCGAACGACAGCCUCGAAAGCAGGGCGAAACUGGCCUCGAGCCGGUGCUAGAAUCUUUGGAUCCGAAAGCCCCCGGGAAAGCACCCCUGGUAAGGAUACACUCGGAAUGCUACACCGGCGAAACGGCGUGGUCCGCUCGAUGUGACUGUGGAGAGCAACUGGACGAGGCGGCCCGUUUAAUGUCACUCCCCCGUUCUCCCGGAGGCGUCAUUGUGUACCUGCGACAAGAAGGACGGGGGAUCGGCCUGGCCUCGAAAUUGAAGGCGUACAACCUCCAAGACUUGGGGAACGACACGGUCGAAGCCAACCUUUUGCUUCGACACCCCGCCGACGCGAGGACGUACGGCUUGGCGACCGCCAUCCUCCAGGACCUCGGACUGGGGACCGACACCGACGCACAGAAACCCCCCGAGGAGCGAGGCAUCAGGCUCCUGACGAACAACCCCGACAAGGUCAGGGCGGUCGAAGGACCCAACAAGGAAGUCCGCGUCCGCGAGAGGGUCGCAAUGAUCCCGAUCGCGUGGCGGACGUCGGGAGCGAAGGGUGUCCGAGGAGCAGAGAUCGAAAAAUACCUCGAGACCAAGAUCGGCCGUAUGGGACACAUGAUUCGCGAGUAGGACCUGCACAAGUCACAAGAGAUGAUGAAAAUAGUACACAGCCAGGUGGCAGUAUUUUCUCCAGAUUCGCCCUGUGCAGCCGAAAAGAAAGAUCACUCUACGCAAGCCGGCAUAAAAUUCCUUCAAGGAGUGAUGCUGGGCAUCAGAAACUUGGAACAAAUGAAAAUAUAACAUUUCGGCCAGACCAUUCACAACUGCCAUCAUGAGUUUGGUGUUGGUCUUGUAUACACAGUCUACCGAAGUCCUCCCACUCCUCGAUGGAGAGAACAAUUUACGAAAGGUGUGCAUGCUUUUUUUAUUCGAGCAUGGCGGAUUUUCUCUCGAUCUCAAGCCAUCCUUUAUAUCUUACGAAUGGUUGAGCAAAAAAAGCGGGACUCGACACCAUUCAUCAACCCUCUCCUCGCGAUCCUCCUUCUCUCUUUUUCCCCCUUUCGACAACCCAGUCACCGUCCCCCCCUCAGGGAUCACGAGAAAUCACACCCCCCUUGGAGUCCAAAAUUUUUACAGUUUAUGUUCUUGAGAAGAUGUGACCGGCAAAGUGUGGGAAUACAUAUCCUGAAUAGCUUUUUGCCUACCUUACCUGAAGUGGUACCUUGGGUAGCUUGGUAGGCACUGGUCGGUCGUGGGUACUGGCAUACAGAGAAAAGCUUUGGGGAAGUUUAUCCGUGUAUAUAAAUGCAAAAUCAGGUAAAGGCAAGAAGAUUUUGUCAAGAUGGAAUAUACCAUAUACAUCACAUACUCUGUACAUACAGCAGAAGUGUUUAUUACCUGCUGGUUUUCUUUUC
Molecule: messenger RNA, 2242 nt
Organism: Exophiala oligosperma
Lineage: Eukaryota; Fungi; Ascomycota; Eurotiomycetes; Chaetothyriales; Herpotrichiellaceae
Product: GTP cyclohydrolase II
Exons: 1
Coding region: 156-1457 (433 amino acids)
Biological process (GO): riboflavin biosynthetic process
Molecular function (GO): GTP cyclohydrolase II activity
Source: RefSeq, a predicted model, not a curated record